Molecule: messenger RNA, 3412 nt
Organism: Oncorhynchus tshawytscha (Chinook salmon)
Lineage: Eukaryota; Metazoa; Chordata; Actinopteri; Salmoniformes; Salmonidae
Product: WAS/WASL-interacting protein family member 3
Exons: 3
Coding region: 554-1210 (218 amino acids)
Source: RefSeq, a predicted model, not a curated record
UGAGUGUGUGUGUGUGUGUGGGGGGGGUAGUAAUGUACUCCACCUCUGUAAUGUGAAAUGGAGGUCUGGAUGGGGGUCAGUACACAGGUUUAGGUGGGGCAGGACUGCAGUAGAUGAACAUGAAUAUUUUAUUCACGUCUCCGAUUGCCUUUCAUCCAGCAUCCGUCAGUGUGCCAACUUCCCUGAUGAGAAUCAGAGAGAGAGAGAGAGAGAAGUACUAUUUGAAGAGCUAGAUGGAGCAGGGAGGUGAUGCCUUCUGAACGAUGACGUAUACAAACCAAUGUAUAUGGGAAUUACUCUGCAAAAUAGCUGGAUUGGAGUUGUUUCAGAAAAGACCUGUAAUUCAACUGUCGUAUGCUGAAAUCACCCGGGGAAAUAUCAAUGUGAAGCGUGAGAGAGGACUCGUGGGAGGGAUCUAUUGAUGCGUGGGAGGGAGUCGGUGCUGAAGGGUGAAGUAACUUCGCUGUGAGCUCAGUUGAACGGAAGGCGUUGUCUGCCGAAAGAUUAAAGACGAGAAAGGAAGAGUUUGUGUGUGUGUGUAGCGGUGUGAGGGAUGCCUCGGCGUAGUGGGGCCCGUGACAACGGGGCUGAGGUGAGCCAGCGAACCCCCCAAGGGAGGAGAAAAUACCCCCAAGUUGAGGAGCCUUCCACACCCACCAGAGAGGCCACAGGAUCUAUGAUGCCACAGGAUCGGUUGCCUAUGAUUGGCUCCUCUGGGAGUAAGCCAGCAGCCAAGCCGACUAUGACAACCCACCAGCGCCCCUCUCAGGCCGCACGGAGGAAGCGCACCCAGACGGGCCAGACCUCCGCCAACCUUCCCCCGGACAGCAUGACCCCGUGGGGCGGACUGUCCCUGUCCGAAUCCUCCUUCACCAGAAUCCCUCCGCCCCCGCCCGCCCCUCUCCCCACACCUCUGCCCCCCCAACUCCCCCGACACCUGUCGGGGGGUGUCGGUGUCCGGAGCCCUGCCCCCUCGCCCCCAGUCACAGCUCCCACGGAGGGGAGCAGGGCCGUGAGGGUGAGGCGCAGGGUGCCCCCCAGCACAGGCUCCCCGUGCCCCCGCUUGCCCCCACUCAGACCCGUCACCAACCUCAGCUUCUCUCGCAGCUUCACCUUCUCCUUCUUUGAGCUGCCACUGCACCAGUCCCCCCACAGCCGCGCUGAACGCGUCCGAGACCUCAUGCUGCUGCUGAGACAGAUCCAGUACUGACUAACCGCACUACACCGUGACCCAGAGCAGCGACUCAGUACUGACCACAGCAUGGCUAUUAACUAGGACAAUACUUGACCACUCACCAGGACAAUGGUCCAGCUCUGGUUGCAUCACAAUUACAUCAAGUCCAAGCACUGGCACCGGUGGUCAGGCACGAUCCUUCUGAAAAUGCGGGACUACUGUCCAGUACUGACCAACUUGAUGGCACACCAAGGACCACAACAGGACCAAGGUUAUCUGCAGAUAUUCUGAACCCUUUCUGAUUAACUCAGUCCAGGGAUACUGCUUUUAAAGCACAUUUAUUCUCAGCGUUUGUAUGUUAGUGUGCCCAGUGAUUGGAGUACUAAACAUUUGUGUGUGUGUGUGUGACGUGUUAAGAAUUUGUUUGUUCUUAUUGGCUGUCUGGAUCUGGGGGUGAGGCUUUGAGACAGUGUAGCACGGGUUAAAUUAGGUAAUUUAUCAGAUUAAAACGUAUCAACAAAAAAAUAACAGAUUUUUUAAAAAACAUACCAAGUUAAAACUCAGAAUAAUUGGAUGCUAGAGUUUUAUGUAGCCUGAUAUGCUAAUCAAAGUCUGUCUAAGUUCAUGUUUCUUGUAGUAGUUAUAAUGUGGCAAAUGUUCCCAUUGUCGGUUGGUAAUCAUUCUCUCCCAAGACAUGGUAAUUUAAACAUCUGUAUUUCUCUCUCAAAAUCAUAAGAUUAUAGCAUUUAAUUUAGUCGUCUUUACACUUUAUACGAUGUAAAGAAAGUUCAUGUUUGAUCUAAUGUGUCAAUGUUUAUAAUGUAAGGCUGGCAAGAAUUCUCUCCUGAGACUUUUCAACGUCUCCAUUUGUGUCAGAAUUAUUUGGGCGCAUUUGUUUCUAGUCAUUAUGUCACUUUAUAUUCUACAAUGUGAUGUGGCAAAUGGCUAUAAUGCACAGCUCGUUUGAGAGCCUAAGAUGCUUUAUCCCAAGACCUUUAUGCAUAUCAGUACAGCAGAAGAAUCAACCCACACCUACAAAAUCAUCAAAAGUGGUGCACACUCAUACUCACACACCUCUAAGCUACUCCACAGACCCCCCGUGCUGACUGACAUGGUGUCACGUGUGGGUAUCUGAUGUCAGUGGACUUUGAGACGGGUGUGCCGAGGCGUUGAUGUUCAUUUGGACCUUUUCAUCAGGAUGACAAUCUGUGAUAACCCUGUCGUCUCUGUGAGAUCACGGGCAGGCACAUCCCCGGUGGCAUCAGGCUAAGGGGCCAGAGAUUCACAUCAUUUCAUUCCCAUCAAAACGUUGUUGUCUUUCGUUGUCUCAUGUUCCAGAGAAACCGCUGCAAUAUUUUAAACAAAUGUCAGGGGAUCAGAAUUUUAAAAGAGGAUCAUUUUUUAGCUUGUUUUUUUUAUUUUUUAUUUUUUUUACUGCCCCCUGAGCAUGUUGGUACAGUAUGUAUAAUUAUAAUUAAUAUAAUUAUUAUAAUAUGUCUACUGUACCAACUCUGCUCUACUACUUUGUGUGAUAAGACAUGAAAUGCUAGUUAAAUCGUGGGAUGUUCUACUUAUGUCCACCUUUUAUCAUGCCAAUUGAAGGUUACACCAUGACAUAGUUGACUACUCGAUUCUGGUUGGGCUCGAAGGGAAGUCAGUUUGAUCCAUUUUUAUCCAGUCCGUGAGACAUGUUCCAUUCUCCAUAACUUUUUGCUCCUUCUGUCAUUCCAAAGGACACGGAAACAACAGACACUGAAAUACAACCGGACUUUGUAUACCAGCUCACUUUUCCCUUCUCCUACUGAUAAUGCUAUUCGAUGCAGAGCCGAGUUUAGUUUAUUACAACGAGAGGCAUCUGACUUCACUUACACGUGUGACUCACAGUGUUUCUUGGACCAUGUAUUAUGGAACGGGCCCAGAUAGAUCCAGUCCCCACUGUCGACAAGAUCUUGUGGAAUUAUUAAGGAAUAAUUCAUGAUCCAAAUGUAAUCAGGGGCAUUUCCACUCCAAUCUGUGUUUGUUAACGGUUCCUAAAAGAUUAGAGUAUUACAGUAGUUUUGUGUUUCCCUGAUUUCAUAUGUGUAAUGUUUUCCUCAGGUCUCCACACUGUUGUAGGCGUUGAGGGAUUGGUUCAGUGUAGUACAGGCUGAUGUCUUGUAAUCCAACAACCAUUAUAAACUGGGUGGUUCAAGCCCUGAAUGCUGAUUGGCUGAAAGCUGUGGUAUAUCAGACCGUAUG